Amoebophrya sp. A120 is the source of this 2029-nucleotide messenger RNA. The record is from the annotation of a GenBank genome assembly. NCBI's taxonomy places the organism in Eukaryota, Dinophyceae, Syndiniales, Amoebophryaceae.
UAAAAAUCAACGAUCGAGGUGGUUUUCUAGUAGAUACAUAAGUGAGUUAUCCAUAGCGAUAACUUCGCUGAAAAAUUGACUUUUAGAUGAAAUCUUCCAUUUUAGAUGAAAUCUUCUGACCAACACCAUGUUAACAUGAGCGAAAGCUCCUGCACCAAAGGGCAUAGUUGCACAGACUGCCUGCGCCGUAGCUCAUCCUGCGUGAGAAUGGCGCUCAACAUGAUUAUCCACACAUAAUUGACGUAGUUGUGGCGGCCUGGUACUGCUAGGAGCACCCCUUUUACCCUAACAAUUUUUGCUGGUAUGAUGAUGUUUGAAUCUUCAAUAAGCGCCCGGUGACUGGUGAAAUUUUUGAUGCUCUCGACACACGCCGUCGUAGUGAAACAAGAAUGAGUCCAUUGAUUGCUACAUCAAAAGAUGCUAGUUCAGGUCUAUCAGCACUUUCGCCUCUCAAGAACACAACCUACCUACCUUCCCCCGAUCCAUUUCUCUGGUUUAGGUUCCUAUAUGUGUACCCAUCUCUGAUGUAGUAUUGCUUGUUCAGACGAGGACUCUUGGUUUGACGAUUGCAUUUGAAGUAUCACACUGAACAUAAUUUUGUCCUUUUCUUCGAUCAUUCUGCAUUUGUAUCUGAUUUUCACACGACGUCGAGGACAUCAUCGUAAAAGAUAAAACUUACAUCCAGAAGAAAUGAAGUACCCCUUUCCCCACCGGGAAGUUGCCGGGCGGAUCAUCGACGCCAAGUUUCCGGGUACCGCCUGCCAGCGCUUGGCGUCCGUGCUAGAGCGGGUGGCCAACCUCGAGCAGACGCAACUGGAUGCCGACUGGGCUUCCGUUACGCGGAAAGCACUGCUCCUCGCGGGGGGGUUAAAGUCAGAGCUGUACGAGACCAGCCACGCUUUCAACGACGAUAACCACUGCGACCUAACGACCAUGCUCGGCAUAUUGUGAGGAAAAACAUCCCCACACCAGAGUCAAGAUGGAGAUUUUGCAACACAAACCUAGAAAUUUUGUGAGUCACGCAUGACAAGUUGCAGUCUGUGUGUAGUACGCAAUGCCAGCUGCAUCAGAAAUCCAUCAGCUCAUACUGUUCACAGCAUCACAAAUUCCAAAACACGAAUUGGAAAUGGCUCUCAUGGGGAUGCGCAUCACAAGUCUUCCUGUCUUUGCAAAUCUGCAUUACAACUCUGGCGCGGGUACGUUUUUACUCAGGAUACGGCAACGUGAUGCACGAGGAAAACGCCAGCGGGUUGGUGAAAGCGAUAUCGAGGCAGAACCAGCUCGGACCGCACAUCCAGAAGGCGAGUAUCCCCGAGUUAGGCGAGGGCGGGAGUUGGUCCACCUGCACCAACGGCUGCCACGUCCUGCCAAGUCCCGAGGACGUGGUAUGGGACCCUCAGACGUUACAUUCUCAACUGUAGUUACAUGAAUUUCUCAUGCUACUGAAUUGGCAGCAACAUCCUUCGCGUGACAAGUCCUCGACGUCGCGCUCGGUAACAUUAUAAUCAGCUCCGAAUCUCUAAUGCAAAAGGCGCAACCUUCCCUCUUUCACUUUUGGUUCUAUUGCCAUCUGUGCAUAUACAAAUGCAUGCAAGAACAGGAGUUGAGAAUGUAACGUCUGAGAACGGCAUACGUGGCGCACGUGCAGUUUCAGAGCAGAGUCGCCUUCAAGCUGGUUUGGGUGCCGCCAGAGUUCAAGAGUUUUGUGUUGCUGGAUGACGACGGCAAGGUGCUGCGGAAGGGAACCCCCACAGGCCAGCUACCGCACAUCUCCGCACGGAAAAAGAAUUUCGAGCUGGUUCGUGGCGGAAUUUACGAAAAAGCAGCCAUGGAUGAAGGGGGGAACAGUGCGUGAUGUGAUGCCGGAGUUUGUUUUUUCAUCCCGCCCAAAGUACUCAUCCAAAACGUACUUCUCUGGCCGCUGCUAAGACCAUUUUAGAUACCGUUCCUCAUCGACAAUUUGAACUUUGCCAUAGUUGUUCUGGGAACCAACAUACUCCCACGUGGCCCAUCCUGUGCAGGGGACCAA